This is a messenger RNA of Vicia villosa (hairy vetch), 1014 nucleotides long. RefSeq lists its product as uncharacterized. The coding region runs from base 169 to 867 and encodes 232 amino acids. The record is from RefSeq and is a predicted model, not a curated record. The transcript is spliced from 7 exons. NCBI's taxonomy places the organism in Eukaryota, Viridiplantae, Streptophyta, Magnoliopsida, Fabales, Fabaceae.
UAUAAAUAAGUUAGUUCUGUUGGCUUUUAUUUGUGCCAAUAUUGCUGUUGGGCUUAACUCAAAAUAAAUUGGGCUAACGUGAAGAAGUUCUGAAUUUAUUGACCAAAGACACUUUGGUUCAUCCGGAAAGGAUACAUGUAGAGAAGCCUUAGCCACACAUAUGAAUGAAUGAUAAAGAAGUGGUAUGAAAUGGCAAAAAUAUGCUGGUUCAACAGAGCAUCCUCUGCACCACCCUUACAGUUCCACUCCCAGGUACUACUAAAUACUAAUAAUAGCAGAAAGCAUUAUGCAAUAUAUAAUAUGGCAAAAGAAAAAGACAAAACCCCUCAGGUAUUGAAGAUUGCUGUCAGUGGAGUAACUGAGCUUCUGAGGCUUUUCUCUCCUUCCCACCAAACAAGUGCUUCAAGUGUUGAGAAACAGAACAAUGAAUUCACAGUUUCAAGUGUUGAUGAUGUUCUAAUCAUCAUCAAGUCUGAUUAUGACAACGCAUAUUUUGUCACAGGGAACUUCACUUCUUCAAUUUAUGCAGAAAACUGUAUCUUUGAAGAUCCAACUAUUAAAUUUAGUGGUAAGGAGUUAUACGCGCGAAACUUGAAAUUGCUUGUUCCCUUCUUCGACAGUGCCUCAAUUAGACUACUAAAGAUAGAAAAGGAUGUUAAAUCUGACACAAAUUUUCUGCGCGCAUCUUGGAAACUGAGAACGAACUUAAAGCUUCCUUGGAGGCCUCUGAUUGCUAUCGAUGGAAGCACUUCUUAUGAACUGGAUGAUGAUUUCAAAAUCAUUAGGCACGUCGAGAGUUGGAAUGUUUCCGCACUCGAAGCAGUUUUGCAGAUUUUCACUUUCAAGUUUGAAAAAUCGGGCGGUUAAUACUUUAAUGUCACAAAGUUUCGCAAUCAUACUAAUCUCUUUAGUACAAAUUAAAGAAAGAUUAUAAAUAAAAGAGUUUUAUUACAAUGUAUUUUACAGCCAGAAGCAGAAAUUAAAACGUACAAGAAAUAACUCAAAUCAAUUAAC